This is a messenger RNA of Corylus avellana, 2015 nucleotides long. RefSeq names its product cytochrome P450 CYP82D47. The record is from RefSeq and is a predicted model, not a curated record. Gene Ontology annotation, molecular function: iron ion binding; oxidoreductase activity, acting on paired donors, with incorporation or reduction of molecular oxygen; monooxygenase activity. Lineage: Eukaryota; Viridiplantae; Streptophyta; Magnoliopsida; Fagales; Betulaceae.
UGCUGCUUUUACCACAACAAAAGAUCUGAACCCAAAUGGAUUUUCUUUCACCUUACCUGAAUUCUUCCAUGACUGGACUUGUAAUUUCCAUAUUCCUCUUUGGCUACUUCCUCUUAAGGAGGACCAGAGUAAAUCGUUCUCCCAACUUAGCACCUUUCCCUGCCGGCGCGUGGCCUCUAAUCGGCCACCUCCCUCUGCUGGCAGGACCCGAGCCUCCCAAGUACGGACCACUUUUUACUCUCCGGCUUGGGUUGAAUCAUGCCUUGGUGUUGAGCAGUUGGGAAAUGGCCAAGGAGUGCUUCACCACCAACGACGCGGCGGUGUCGUCGCGGCCGAAGCUCGUCGCCGUCAAACACUUGGGCUACAACUACGCCAUGUUCGGCUUCGCGCCGCAUGGACCCUACUGGCGUGAAUUGCGUAAAAUAGUCACCUUACAGCUUCUGUCAAACCGCCGGCUGGAGCUUCUUUCCUACAUUCGAGUCUCCGAAGUAAAGGCCUCCGUAGCAGAGCUAUACAAGCUCUGGACCGCGAAAAAUAACGGGUCCGGGUCGUGCCAUAUUUCGGUGGAGCUAAAGCAGUGGUUCGGGGAUAUGAGUCUCAACGUGAUACUUAGAAUGGUUGCCGGAAAGCGGUACUUUUCUACUGGUGCGGUGGAUGAUGAUGGUGAGGCACGGCGUUGCCAGAAGGCGCUGGAUGAAUUCUUCCAUUUGCUCGGGUUGUUUGUGGUGUCGGAUGCAAUUCCUUUUCUUGGGUGGUUAGAUAUUGGUGGGCAUGAGAGGGCGAUGAAGAAAACUGCAAAGGAAUUGGAUGGGUUUCUUGGUGAAUGUUUGGAAGAGCAUAAGCGUAAGAGAGCUUCAGGCGGCGUCGCCAGAGGGGAGCAAGAUUUCAUGGACGUGAUGCUUUCUAUCCUCGAUGGCAAACCCCUUGCAGGUUAUGAUGCUGAUACCAUCAUCAAAGCCACAUCUCUGACUAUGAUUGCAGGCGCAAGUGACACCAGCAUGGUAACCCUAACAUGGGCAAUAUCGCUAUUGUUGAACAACCUGCAUGUGUUGAAAAAGGCUCAAGAUGAGCUAGACAGACAAGUGGGCAAAGAAAGAAUUGUAGACGAGUCAGAUAUUGAAAAGCUAGUCUUCCUCCGAGCAAUAGUAAAAGAGACAUUACGUUUAUACCCACCAGCACCAUUAUCAGCACCACGUGAAUUUAUGGAGGACUGCACCAUAGGAGGCUACCAAGUCCCAAAAGGCACCCGGCUGAUCACAAACACAUGGAAAAUCCAAACAGAUCCACGCAUAUGGUCAAAUCCGUUGAAUUUUGAGCCAGAGAGAUUUCUCACCACCCACAAAGAUGUUGAUGUUAGGGGUCAACAUUUUGAAUUGAUCCCUUUUGGAAGUGGUAGAAGGGCAUGCCCUGGAACGUCUUUUGCCCUUCAAAUGGUACACUUAGCCCUCGCCAGUUUUUUGCACAUGUACGAGAUUUCAACUCCCUCUAAUGCACCGGUUGAUAUGAGUGAGAGGUUUGGAAUAACAAACGUAAGAGCCACCCCACUUGAAGUUCUCGUCACACCGCGCCUACCGUCGGAGCUUUAUGGAGUAAACACUGUUUGAUGAAUUUAUAUAUUAGUGUUACUUAUUUAAUAAAUUACUAUAUAAGUACUGUAGUAUAAUUGAAAUGAUGGGUAGUUGUUAUUUCUGGACCCCUCUGGUCAAAUAUCGGGUGCUGGUUUCUGAACCUGGCUGGCUAAUUUUACCAUGAUACAUUGGACCUGAAGGAUAAGGACGACGUUACAUCAGUGAUGGAAGAAAGAAACAAAACUAUCAGCCCAGACGUCAUCCGACCCGCCACCAGUCAUCAUCAAAGAAACAAGCUUGAUUGCCGAGCAAAAGCAAGAAACUUCUCCCGUCGUAUAAUGGUCGCCCUAUCACAGGCCUAACUUUACAAACACUUUAAAGGAAGAAAAAAAAUCAGCCAAAGACUUUAAAGAAAGUUUGGCAAUGGAUCUACAAUGAUAUUCUUCA